Messenger RNA from Hippocampus zosterae (dwarf seahorse), 5549 nucleotides. RefSeq names its product tyrosine-protein kinase fyna. Gene Ontology annotation, molecular function: ATP binding; signaling receptor binding; non-membrane spanning protein tyrosine kinase activity. Bases 269 to 1978 code for a protein of 569 amino acids. Gene Ontology annotation, cellular component: extrinsic component of cytoplasmic side of plasma membrane. Gene Ontology annotation, biological process: cell surface receptor protein tyrosine kinase signaling pathway; innate immune response; protein phosphorylation. The transcript has 11 exons. NCBI's taxonomy places the organism in Eukaryota, Metazoa, Chordata, Actinopteri, Syngnathiformes, Syngnathidae. The record is from RefSeq and is a predicted model, not a curated record.
CUCCCCGUUUUCGUCACGGACGUAUGUAAGCACGGCAGCUCCAAGAGCUCCUGAGACGGCAGGGACGGGAACCGCUAUUCUCUCUCUCCCUCUCUUUCCAUAUCUCAUUUCUCUGUGUUAUCCUGCCCCUUGGAGAAAGAAAAAAACAACUCUCUAUAUAAAUAUAUAUCAGAGGGAGGUAGCCGAAUCGUCACCGGCUAGAAACUCCGAUGGAUUAGUUUUAAAUAACCCCUCCCGACACCUCCCACCUCCUCUCCGAACCUAGAGAAUGGGCUGCGUCCAAUGUAAGGAUAAAGACGCAGCAAAACUCACAGACGAGCGCGACGCCAGCCUCUCGCACCACCCGGGCUACCGUUAUGGCGCCGACCCCACGCCGCAGCACUACCCCCCCAGCUUCGGGGUCACCAGCAUCCCCAAUUACAACAACUUCCACGGCGCAGGCGGAGCUACGCAGGGGGUAACCGUCUUCGGAGGCGUGCACACGUCCUCGCAGUCCGGCACGCUGCGCUCCCGCGGAGGAACAGGGGUGACGCUGUUCGUGGCUCUGUACGACUACGAAGCUCGCACCGACGAUGACCUCAGCUUCAGGAAAGGGGAGAGGUUCCAGAUCCUCAACAGCACAGAGGGUGACUGGUGGGAGGCCCGUUCCCUUACCACAGGUGGAACUGGUUACAUUCCCAGUAAUUACGUCGCUCCGGUGGACUCCAUCCAAGCCGAAGACUGGUAUUUUGGUAAACUGGGCCGGAAGGAUGCCGAGCGACAGCUGUUGUCCAACAGCAACGCCAGAGGCACCUUUCUCAUCCGGGAAAGCGAAACAACCAAAGGGGCUUACUCCCUCUCCAUCCAGGACUGGGACGACAUCAAGGGAGACCAUGUCAAACACUACAAGAUUCGCAAACUGGACAGCGGCGGUUACUACAUCACCACCAGAGCCCAGUUCGAGACACUCCAGCAACUUGUACACCACUAUUCCGGUGAGUUUUCGCCAAGAGUCUACGUUUGGAUCGACGCCACAUCGUACGGCACAUCACAGAUGCGCGUCUCCUUCGUGUCUCCCGCAGCGAGGGCGGCGGGGCUGUGCUGCCGGCUGAUCGUGCCCUGCCACAAGGGCAUGCCCCGUCUGACCGACCUGUCCGUCAAAACCAAAGACGUGUGGGAGAUCCCGCGGGAGUCGCUGCAGCUCAUCAAGCGACUCGGCAAUGGGCAGUUCGGGGAGGUCUGGAUGGGCACGUGGAACGGCACCACCAAGGUGGCGGUGAAGACCUUGAAGCCGGGCACCAUGUCGCCAGAGUCCUUCCUGGAGGAGGCGCAGAUCAUGAAGAAGUUGCGGCACGAUAAACUGGUGCAGCUGUAUGCCGUGGUUUCCGAGGAGCCCAUCUACAUCGUCACCGAGUACAUGAAUAAAGGGAGUUUGCUCGACUUCCUCAAAGACGGAGAAGGGCGGGGCCUGAAACUUCCGAAUCUGGUGGACAUGGCGGCUCAGGUGGCAGCCGGCAUGGCGUACAUCGAAAGGAUGAACUACAUCCACAGGGAUCUGCGCUCUGCCAACAUCCUGGUCGGAGACAGUCUGGUGUGUAAGAUUGCUGACUUUGGUCUGGCCAGGCUCAUUGAGGACAACGAGUACACAGCGAGACAAGGUGCAAAGUUUCCAAUUAAGUGGACUGCACCCGAGGCGGCUUUGUACGGGAAGUUCACCAUCAAGUCCGACGUGUGGUCCUUCGGCAUCUUGCUGACAGAGCUUGUGACCAAAGGCCGGGUGCCCUAUCCAGGCAUGAACAAUCGCGAAGUGCUGGAGCAGGUGGAGCGGGGCUACCGCAUGCCGUGCCCACAGGACUGCCCCACAUCGCUCCACGAGCUCAUGGUGCAGUGCUGGAAGAAAGACCCCGAGGAGAGGCCCACCUUUGAGUACCUGCAGGCCUUUUUGGAGGACUACUUCACUGCCACCGAGCCUCAGUACCAGCCGGGGGAUAAUCUCUGAGUGGCUUUUCCCAACUGUCCAGCAGAGGGAGCCACAUACCCUGCUAUCCUCUUUCUUGCACCCAGGUGACAAAAAAAAAAAAGUUGGUCUCCCAAACUCUUCCAAGCCACCAACACGCACACCACACACACACACACACACACACACACACACACAUACAGAAAGGCAAGAUGACUGUAAGGAGGGACAUGGGCCUGCAAUGGAUGCAAAAAGACGACGGUGAGCUGUGUAACUUGUACAUAGUGUAAAUACAAAAAUUGCUUGUUUACUUCUUUCUGUUGGUUCCAUUCGACAUUCUACUUUUUGAUAUUUUUGGAAGCAGUUAAUUUAAGGUGCAUUGUAGGAAAGCUUGUAGGUAGACUGAAAAGAUCAAUUAAGGAGCUUGCCCACGUUCCUCCAUUUUGUUUUUUUUUCUUCUUUUUUUUGUGUCGAAUCAUCAGAAUGAUGCGCAAAUGUUAACGCCUUGAGGUUGACAAUUUAAUGUCACCAUCCUGUGUAGGAUUCCUACUUUCAAUUCGGGCAUAUUUCCUUGUAGGAGUGCAUGUGAGACUAUGUUCAUGCUGCAGGGCACGAUGGCCAAUUAGGAUCUAUUUAUUUUAUUUAUUUAUUUUUCUUCAAUUCAAACUUUGUAUGUACUCGUUCACAUUACAAAAACAAAUGCGACAUCGAGUGACACACACACACGCAAAAACAACAACAACAACAACAAAACGAUGAUCACAGCGUUGACGGAAGUUAAUAAAAUCAUGCGCAUCGUGGCUCAUUUGAGAAUGACAGAUGAACACACCCGGAGCAAGUAUACCUAUACGUACGAAGAGGCCGUGGUCGGAUUUGAAAAAAAUAAAAAUAAAUCAUAAUUGUAGUCUUCACAUCACAUGAAAAAAAAUGUGAUACAGAUCUCACAUGGGCCAAAAAUGGGAAUAACCUGCAGUUUGAACAUAGUCUAUGUACGAGCCCUGGAAUUCACUCAUAAUGGCUGCUUCAAACAAGUCAACUUUUUUUUGUGCGUCCUGACGUGUCCACCCAAUUUGUUUCAGUUUUUUUUCUUUCUUUUUUUUUUUUAACUUUCAACCAGCACUACUGAAUGAGUUUUUGGAGGUCUUGUUUGAAACACCUAAAAUAUUACCACCACUUUCAAUAGAACGAUCACGCUUGGCUAAAUUGUUCAGCUUUGCGACACCCCUUCCUAGCUGCGCGGGUAAUGUGGUUAAACCAUAGCUCGGGUUUAGGUUUUGGAGCACCGUUUUUGAAGGAGCCACCAAAUCCAGGAUGGCACGGCAUGACGAGUCGAACCAAGAUGUGAGUUCCUCUGUGUUAGACGAGGGUACGCCAAAGGUUAUUAAAGGCAUAAGAGAAACCACUAGCAGUGCGAGGGUUAAAAAUUCGGCGUUUACAACUAGGAGCGCCAGAUUUCACAGCACCGUGCGAUAAGACUACGUCAAAUAAAACUGCCAUGUGAUCAGAAAUCCCAUUUUCAAGGACUUCCAGAUUUGACACCGGUAGACCAUGAGCAAGGACAAGGUCUAAAAUAUGUCCUUGUUCAUGUGUCGGGCUGGUCACAUACUGUACAAAAUUAAAAGAGUCGAUAAGUCUUUUGCUAGCGUUUUUCCAAUAUUAAAAUCCCCCAUUAGGAGGAUAUGAUCAUAACUCAGCCUGAUUUCCGCAAGAAAGGUUGAAAAGUCGCUUUAAAAGUCUUUGUUGUAUUUAGGAGGACGGUAAAUGACAGCACAAGGCACCGGGAAAACACGACCAACUUCAAAGAAGGUUGCUUCAAAGCUGGUGGCCGAUGUGGUGAAUGUGCACCGUUUACAUUUGAAAUCGUUACCUCCACCACGGCCUGGUGUCCUCUGGGUAUCAAGGAAACCACAGUCGGGUGGCAACAAUUCAAUCAAAGCGUUGUACUCACCAGUAACUGCCCAAGUCUCCGUCAGACACAGAAAAUCCAAGUCAUUGGAAAGGAGUAUUUCCUUUCCGAUGAUUUGGAUUUUCCAAUUACAGACUUUGUCUUUUUUUUUUUUUAAGUCUCUUGCAACUAAUUUGUUGGUCCACUCACGAUAGAUAUGCCCACCAAAUUUUACAUUGUGAAAUCAAACUGGCUUGAGGGGCUGAAAUUUUAAAGACAAGUCUGUUUUGGAGGGACCCCCUUGAAACAGUCCGAAUGAAGUGGACACUUUGAACCAAAAUGGCAGACUUCAUGUAUCUCUUCAGGCGUGGGUUCUUUGGAGUUUUUUUUUUUUCUGGUAUGCCUACCAAAUUCCAUGCUAUGAAUUGAAAUCUGCUUUGGCGGCUGAAUUUGAUGGGGAGUUUGUAUUUGAAGUACCCCCAAAGUGGCUCAUUUGAGCCAAAAUGGCGGACUCCAGUGUGUUGGUUUUGUUUUUUUUUGUUUUUCUGGCAGGGCUUCUUGACACUUUUACUGUAAAUGGGUCUUCUCAUGCCAGACAUGCCUUCCAUAUUUCACGUUGCUCUGACAACGGCUUUUGGGACUGAAUUUUCCAACUCUGUAAACCCAGUCUAUUCAAGAAGGACUCCUGGAAACGACCCAAAAUGGCCGCUUCAAGCCAUAGGGUGGACUUCCUGUUUCUUUUCAGCCAUGACUUCUUUGAGAGUCUUUUGUGGGGCGACUCACAAUAGAAAUGGCUAUCAAAUGUCACGUUGCUGAGUAAAACCGGCUUUGAAGGGCAACGUUUUCUUUGUAUUGUUUUCUACUAAGUUCAUUGAAUAUUAACAUGACCGCUACAUGUACUAUCGCUAAUACUGCUCCUUUUCAUUUUUCUCAAAGGAACUCCGAUGUACUUAUAAUACCUGUUCUUGCCUUUUCUCCUCUUGUGUAAGACUCUCCUAUCGUAAAAGCAGGGUUUCCUCAAACUGGAUGCAUUCCAUAAUUACAUCGCAAUCAAAGACACUGUGUGCUUGCUUGUUGAUCAAUGAAUUGCCCGAUGCCAGUUUGGGAAACCCUGCUGCAAGGAAAUGUCUUCUACUAAUUGCCUAGUGAACUCUUCCGCCCUGCCUCGCCACAAAGUGCAAAUUCAAGCACUUGAGCGGCCAUGCAAACAAGCAAAGAAAUGUUUUGUUUUGUUUUUUGUAGCUGCCACUUAGAGAAUGCCAAACAUGUGUUCGAGACCAAACACGUUUCCAUCCUUUCAGAGCAUUGAUGCCUCCAGCGCUUGGGAGCAUUCCAUGUCAACCUUUCCCGUGCGUGUCUUUUACCUUGUUUUACUGUAUCUGUCGUUAUAAUUUAUUGUCUUAUGAUCUGUACAUGGUUUGAAAUUAAACACAAACACACACAAAAGAAAAAAAAAAAAAGAAUUGCCAUGUAGCAUUUUGUUACGUCCUCUUUUGCAAAACCGCUGCGGAAAUGUCAGCGGUGUGUGUGUGUGCGCUCCAGCCGUUUUGUUUUCUUCCCCUCUGGGCUUCAUGUCAAUCACUUAAAGCCAAAAUGACUGAACUGUAUGCAAAUCAGCAACUACGGCGUGUCCAUAAGCCACAAAAACAAGGACGGAUAGCGUUUCGUUGACUGUCAUGGCUGAACGUAGUUUUUAAUCGAUGAAUUGUUUGUAUUGCGCAAAGGAGA